Messenger RNA from Diachasma alloeum, 899 nucleotides. RefSeq lists its product as uncharacterized. Bases 1 to 669 code for a protein of 222 amino acids. NCBI's taxonomy places the organism in Eukaryota, Metazoa, Arthropoda, Insecta, Hymenoptera, Braconidae. The transcript has 4 exons. The record is from RefSeq and is a predicted model, not a curated record.
AUGAUCAUUCUCUUCCAUUUCUUCUUUUUAUUCGCAAUAAAUUCUCAAGUGACGGGUUACGGAAAGUCGAGAAUAACGUGGCACGAUUCAAAGUCAUGCGCGUGGACGAAAUCUGCCGGAGUCGACGGAAUUAAUCCGAAAGAAGUGAGGAAUUCCAUUGGAAAGGAGUACAAUUGCGGGGUCAUGGGCAUCGGAGUUGUGCAGAAAAUUCCGUAUGACGAAAGUCAGGAUCAGCUGCACGUGGUUUUCUCAUCGGCCUGCGUGAAAUGUGGCCUCUGUAUUGCAAUCGCUGAUAAGAUUAAUAAAAGUCUGGUUGCGUUGCACGAGGCGAUAUCAUGUAAUCGAUACAUUAUAAGUGCGGAAGCUGAGGUCAGGAUGGGGACAUUUUGUGCAGAUUCUUUCUCGGGAUUCAGAUUGAGGGAAGUUCGUGGGAGAAGAUACAUUGGGGACAACGUGCCGGGUUCAGUCGUCAUUAAAUCCACUGGUGAUGGGCUGUGGCCACAAAAAUUGAAAGACAAAUGCGAGGAGAUUUUCAGUUCAAUCGAACAAGAACAUCUGUUGAAAUAUCUGAGGGACCGAUGUAAGACUCGUAAUGCCGAUUUACGGGACAUUUUUUGCCACGGGAAGAUGGGAGCAUCGAGAGACUGCCGAGGAAUAUUCAUUCCUUGACAUAAAAACCCAACAUUUCUCAAUUUUUUAUUUUUUUCGACAUGGAAAAUGAAGUAAAUUAUUAUUAUUUUUUUUUUUUCAAGAUGUAAAACUAAAAGUAGCAUCAAUGAAUGAAUAAAUAUCUAUCAAUUUUUUUUUAUUAUUCAUCACAAAACCGGUUGGUUUAUACAGCUAUAAAAAUUGAUAAAUAAGAAUUAUAAAUAUAAACAUAUGGCUUUUUAAACAAUGUU